Molecule: messenger RNA, 1761 nt
Organism: Macaca mulatta (Rhesus monkey)
Lineage: Eukaryota; Metazoa; Chordata; Mammalia; Primates; Cercopithecidae
Source: RefSeq, a predicted model, not a curated record
AUUUUCAGUACAGACAGGGUUUCGUCAUGUUGCCCAGGCUGGUCUCGAACUCCUGGGCUCAAGUGAUCUGCCAGCCUCGGCCUCCCAGAGUGCUGGGAUUACAGGCGUGGGCCACCGUGCCCAGCCUAACAAUUCUGUUUUUUAACAAUUCACUUUCAUUAAGUUUUUGCAAAGUUUUCAGCUUAUUUUUCAUAGUAAAAAUAAAACUAUUUACUUUUGCAAUUGUAUUUUAUCCCUUUAUGUAAUAUUUAAUCAACUUACAUAAUUAUGCUGAUAUAUGCAAUUGGGAACACGUACAGUGGUACGGUUGACCAGCGGUCAGCACGGUGGCAACAGAAGCAGGCAGGCAAAUGGGAGGGUGGUCCGCAAGCGUCUGCAGUGUGCCGGGCCCCAGUUACUGUGUCUCACGGAGGCAGUGGGCCUUUGGUUCUGUGAAGCAGUGAACAUUGAGCCCAGGCUAGUAAGAGUCACGACUUGGUUUUUCAUGUAAUGAAAACAAAAAGAAAACUCCGCCUUCCCUUUCUUUCUUGCUUCUAUAUCAACCUCAGGUGUCACCUAGAUUUCAUUUGCUCAGUAGCCUCCCUUGUAGUAUUAACUGUGCACACGGGUGGUCUACAUUAGUGUGCGUUUUUCAUUAGAUUAUUGUCAGUCAUUUAAAAUUUUUCAUUAAAAUGCACAGUUGUUGUUAUUUAAAUGCAUUUGUAUUUUUUAGGACAAGUGUGGUCUUGGGGAGAUGAUGACUGUGGGAAAUCGGGCAGAGGUGCUAGUGAUGGCUGCAAAACCCCAAAGCUGAUUGAAAAGCUGCAAGACUUGGAUGUGGUCAGAGUCCGCUGUGGAAGUCAGUUUUCCAUCGCUUUGACGAAAGAUGACCAAGUUUAUUCAUGGGGAAAAGGUGACAACCAGAGACGUGGACACGGACCAGAGGGACAUGUUCGUUAUCCAAAACUCUUAGAAGGCUUGCGAGGGAAGAAGGUGAUUGAUGCGGCUGCCGGCUCCACCCACUGCCUGGCUCUGACUGAGGACAGCGAGGUCCACAGCUCAGGGAGCAACGACCAGUGCCAGCACUUUGACACCUUGCGUGUGACCAAGCCAGAACCUGCAGCAUUGCCGGGACUGGACACCAAACACACAGUGGGAAUUGCCUGUGGGCCUGCCCAGGAUAUUGAAGCCCAAAAAGAAGCACAGAAGGGAAAAGAAGUUGAUGAACAGGAAGCGAAUGCCUCAACAUUUCAUACAAGCAGGACGCCAUUGGAUAAAGACCUUGUUAAUACGGGAAUCUGUGAGUCUUCUGGCAAACGGUGUUUACCUCUGGUUCAGCUCAUACAACAGCUUCUUAGUCCAUGUGAAAUACUGGUGAGCAUUGUUCUGGAAGGCCGGACUAGGAGGAGGUGUGAAGAAGUCAGACUCAGCCAGUGGACAGAGGCUAACCUUGGCAGAAGCGAAAACGGUCAGGCAGUGUUGUCUGAACAUGAUCGUUCAAGAAGAGCGGAAGAGCAAGAGAAAGCAGAGCCUUGGCAGGUUGGAUCAGGCAGCUGAGCACAGAGCAGGGAGCCCUUGGCAGUGACCCCAGCUCUCAGCUGGCCUGUUCAUGGGGCCAUGGUAGGUCUACAGCGUGGGGUGUGCCUGCAGCGUGGGGUGGGCCUGCCGUCCACAGCCAGAAAAAUGAACUUAGUGGACACAAGUGCUGGGAUUACAAGCAUGAGCCACUGCACCCGGCCAUUAUUACACUUAAUUUGAUGUGGUUUUUUGUUUGGUUUGUUU